AAAUUAACUGUCGGGGGCGCGACCAAUCAAAUCACUUUCCUCCACACCCGCCCCUUUGCCUUACUGACCGACUUACUCACAGUUCGGUUAGUUCCCAGGUGCGCGGUCAAUAGCGACACUUGGUGGCCGAACUGAAACAUUACCCUAACUUGUUGUACAAAAAAAAUCUAAAGCAAACAAAAAAAUAACAAUUUAAAUUCACCACUUCCAUUAUAACUUAGUCAAAACGUGUCAUAAAUGUUACCAAAAAAUGGUUUUACGUAUAAAUGAGAAGUCACGUGACUCAAUCGAUUAGUUUGGCGAAAAAAAAGAAAAAAUAAGAUGUAAAUAUUAAUUUUUCUUUGUGUAGGCAAUAACAUGAGCACAUAUAUGAACCCUGGACAAACGUAAAAAAACGUUUCUUUCUCUUUUUAAAUUUUAGUUAUGUCUUCCUUGUAUCAACGAUGUAUUGGUUGCUAUGGUGACAGUACACGCACGACUACUUUAGAGAAUAGAACGGGCUUUUAGAGAAACUAGACCCCUAUUGUGUUAGCACUCCCGUAGUAUGUAACGGCAAGCGUUCUGAAAUCCGAGUUAAGACAUAUUGGGUGCAUUCAAUUCGGGAAAAAUGUACGGUGAUCUGAGAGCAAAACCUUCACUGUUGUGGUAAUAUUAUAUCCUCUUUAAUUUUAUUUCCCUGGGUUCUCUGUGAUUGCCGUACUUCACUAUGGAGAUCGGAGAAAAGCUGAAAGAGCUCAACAUGACAGCAGAUGAAAUGAGGAGAUUGACAAAGGCGUUUAAAGAUGAGAAAUUCAGAGAAAUGCUGAAUGAUUAUGCCCAGGAGAUAGCCGAUCCAGAGAAUAGGAGAAUCUAUGAGGAGGAGAUUGCUAUACUGGAGAAGGAGAGGGGAAACAACAUUGAAUUCAUCCACCCGAAGCCAUUCAGGGCCCUGAGGACCAGUGUGAACAGCAAGCAGAAGUGCUACAUCAACAUCUGUGCGAAUGACAAAGUUGGGAAGCCCGAGUGUAAGUGGGGGGUGUCUGAGGAUGGUCGCAGAGGGCACUGCUGGUCACUGCCUCACAAUCUUCACCCAGGAAGGGAAGACACCGAUCCAAAAGGGAACAAAAUCAUGAUCUAUGAUGUCAUAUUCCACCCUGACACCCUCCACAUAGCAAACAAAAAGGCAGAAUUCAUGCAAAUGGUGAUCAGCACGGCCAUUCAGGGAAUCCAAGAUGCCUUUAAGGUGACGCUGGACAAAAACAAUGUGAGAGAGAUGAACACAAAGUACAAGGGCACACCUCAGCCUUGUGUAAUCCGUAAACCCAUCCCUGGAUAUACAGCCAAACCUCCUGAAGAUCACCCACUUUCCUUUCCCUACCCAGAUGAAAAAAAAACCAAAACUAGCCCUGAUCCCAAACCUAAAAGCUUCAAAAUUAAGAAUGAGAAAAGCAAACUGCCCACUGAGCCAAGCUACACCAUGAAAUAUCGAUCAUUCAUUGACCUGCAGGACUUCAGAUGCUCCAGAGACUCCGGAAAGAGCCCCAGGCCCAAAGAGAUUGUCAUCACCAUCGACGUACCUCUGCUGAAGUCAGUGGCGGACGCCAGCUUGGAAGUGAAAGAGAAAAGUCUGCUGCUGGAGUCGGAAACGCCCGCCUACAGGCUGGAGCUGCCUCUGUCCUACCCAGUGGACGAGGAGAGAGGAGAAGCCAAGUUCAGCAAGCAGAGAAGGCAACUGACGGUCACGCUGCCCGUCCUUCCCUCCAAUGAGGUGAUGGAUUUUUGCUGGAGUAAUAACGGGACGGAAGGUGUCACGGAGGAACAGGAGAUGCAAGCAGAAGAAAGUCAAGUACUUGAAGAAGAGGUGGUUAAAGGCCAGGACAGCGUUGACGGUGAGGAAACCAUGAUGCAGGAUCUGGAAGAAGAUAUUGGUGAGGAGGAGCAGCUGGAAGAGAAGGGACCAGGUACAGAACUUGUACAGGAGGAAAAAGGAGUUGACGAAAAGAGAAGAGAGAAUGAACAGGAAAAUGGAGAACAGAAAACUCUUUACAUUCAAGAACAUUUGGUUAACCUCCAUGAAAAGAACAAAAAGGAUUCAGUGAGGGAAGCAAAUGCGCCACAGACAAUUGGAUCCAAUCAAGAAAACCCAGCAAAUGUUGAUCUGCUCCAGAUUUCACCCGUGGUCCCCACUCAACCUUCUUGUCGUGUAGAAAAUGCACAUGUGGACUUGUUUUCAGACUCAAGCGCUCAAGUAAAACAUGCCUAUAUGCAAGAAACAGCAGAAACAGAAGAGAAGGUGAAGAAAGAUCAGGACGGGAGUGAGGAACCUGAGAUGGCCGAUCAGCAAGAAAAAGAUAGUAGUGUGGAGGAGCAAUUGACAGAGAAGACAACAUGUGAAAAUCUUGCGGAGGAGGACACACUUGAAACUGGAGAACGGGAUGGCCUUCGCAUGAAACAAAGUCAGGUCAACCUCACUGAAAAUGAAAGUAAGUAUCCUGUGAGGGAAGAGGAGCAGCUGACAGGGAAAAGAAGCGAGGAGGACACACAGGAAAUUGGAGAACGGGGUGUACUGUGCAUUCAAGAAAGUCAGACCAACCGCAGUGAAAAGAAAAAUAAGACGCGAGUGAAAGAAGAUGCACCGCAGGAAAUGCACUCUCAAAUAAACACAGAAAGUGUUGAACUACUGCCGAUUUCUGUGGCGCCAGAAAAUGCAUAUUUAGAUUCAAGCACCCAAUUGAGGAACGACAAGAUGAAAGAAGCUGCAGAGACCGAAGAGAAGGAUGUGAAGAUGGAACUAGAUCCACUACAGGAGGAUGUACUAUCUGGUGAAGUCCCCACUGCAGAAAUAAGCUUGAAAAACACCAGAGAACUAAGUGAGACACCGGAAGAAGCUUCUUACAUGGGAGGAGGCGACAAAGUAAGGCACAUACCUGAGGAAAGCACUGCAACCUCGACGAAGGAUGAGGUGAGGAUGAAGGAAAAGGAGGAGGACCUGCCGGAAAAGGAGCUCAUCCAAAAACCCGAACCAGACAAGAAGCCACCGCCUGUCUCACUGAGGGAAAUUGACCAAGAUGGAAACGUGACCGUGUUCAACGAUCACACCACAUCAGCGGGAUUCCUCUUCCAGAACUCCCUCAUGUACGAACUUGACUGAGGCUGAAGAAUUGCUCGAUUGUUGAUUACAUUUCUUAUAUCACAAAAACCUGGCAUCUGAACAGGACUUUGUAGACCUUUUCUAUCAACUGUGUCAGUUUUCCAGAAACCUUCAACGGGGAGUGACAAAUAGACGGCUUGAAGCAAACACUCUCUGCCUGUUGUUUGAUGAGUUGUGUGGGUGUGAACAAAUGUUUAAUCGUACAGUACUUUAAAAAAGUGCUUUAAGGUGUUUUUAAGUGUGGGAGGGGCAACAUUAUAUUUAAAAAUGGUCUCCUUUAGGGCUGAGCAAUGAGUCUAAUUGAAAUG
Molecule: messenger RNA, 3438 nt
Organism: Hippocampus comes (tiger tail seahorse)
Lineage: Eukaryota; Metazoa; Chordata; Actinopteri; Syngnathiformes; Syngnathidae
Gene: dnaaf2
Product: dynein axonemal assembly factor 2
Exons: 3
Coding region: 707-3130 (807 amino acids)
Biological process (GO): axonemal dynein complex assembly; cilium-dependent cell motility; epithelial cilium movement involved in extracellular fluid movement
Cellular component (GO): cytoplasm
Source: RefSeq, a predicted model, not a curated record